UCAUGGCUCAUGACAUUCAAUCCACUAUUAUUGUGUAUUACUCCGUUCUCUCACCCUAUACUCAAACAAAGCCAUGUCGCACACCAUUCCGCUUUCCUUAGCCACCCUCAGAUCGCAUUCCAUCUUCAACCCCCCUAUCUCAACCUCAUCCCCACCUGAAGACGAAUGGGAGCUUCUUGACCGGCCCUCGGCUGACGAGCCUAUGAGCCAGAAACAGGGCAGGAUGGUAUUGCGCGACAAGGAUUUGAUUGUUGCAAUGGGCAGUGAAGUAAGGAUGAUGAGCCUCAAUGCAAGCGAUGGAAGUUGGAAGGUUGAGGAUGGACUUGUCGGAUCCUACAGGACACUCAAAUCUGCACAUUUAACAUUUGCGAUCCAUCACAUCGUAGUUAACCCGACCGGGAGAUUGUUAGCAGUAGUGGGACAUCAUCAGAUCGUCGUACUGGUGCUCCCAAAACCCACACAUUCUGGCAAAUUGGAAGAAGGGCAAGCGGAAGUGGAGUCAAUACCCAUCGAUGACUUCUUGUUUUCGCGGUCCUCUAAUGAUGCGAUAACCCAAGUACAGUGGCACCCUUGGGGUGAGAAUGGGAACUCGCUUUGGGUGUUGACGGCCGGCGGCAAGCUGCGCGAAUAUGAUGUCUUACAACCACAUGAUUGCGUACAGACUUUCGAUUUCAUCCCGGAACGCACCCGCUCAGUUCCAAAAUUCACUGCCGUUGACCCUCUUUCACGUUACGCCUCUUCGUUUGCAUUUGGCUCCUCUAUGAUUGGAUUUUCACCUCUUAUGGUGUAUUGUCUGCUGGCGAGCGGUGAUAUACAUGUACUUGGUCCAAUUCUUCCACUCCGAACAGAAAUGCCGGCCCAGUAUCUCCGGCAACUCAAAACAUUCGCGGAUAUCAGGCUAGCAACAGUCCAAAAUCAAGCCCGUGAUGUUUUUGGUGCAGGGACCUCAGGACUUGGAAAGGCGGUCUUGCAAGCAGAGUGGGUGGAUCAUCUCGUAAAGCAAGUGCGACAAACGGAAGAAAUGCAGAGCAAGAAGCAAGUCGAAGAAGGGGGCGGAACUACGCAAAACAUGCCCAUGAGGGCUAGCAUUUUGGGGAAAUCCACGAAGAUCCAUAGUUCUCCUGUAGAAAAUAGAUCUUCAUCGUUGGGCUUACCACGCAAUGGUUUUGUCAGAGUCCACCCACCUCACCUCACAGAGUCAGGUGGUCCUGCCCCUGGUGCUCAUCGUACGUUGCUCAGACAGGGGCCAGUGGUGUUUUCUCCUGGACCUCAAGAUGUGGGAAAUGUCGACGAAGAUUUAGACGAGGAGCAGAUGGCCACAGAUUUGCUUAUCGUGCAGGUCGAUGCGAAUGAAAUGGACGCUGGCGGGUCAAAGGGAACGGAGGGGCAAACUGUCAUUGCCAUCGCGUGGUCUGGCGGUCGGGUUGAUAUCGGCCUGGAACUGGAUGCACCCGAGGCACGGUGGAUCAGUUCUAGAGAUCCCACCCCCCCGGCUCCAGUGAUACACAUCACAGACUCCAUACUUCUCUCAUUUCCCAAUAAUGACCCCUUCAUCAUUUCCUCCAAUGCGCCCGUAUUGGCCCGUGAUCCACUGUAUAAUGACGUUUUCUAUGUUUCACAUGCUUUUGGAGUGGACGCUAUCAAUGUCAGGGCUGUUGUUGAUGGACUGGACGGGGACGGUAAUGAAGGCGAACUCCCCGUCCCUCAGGUAUCGAGACUCGUCGAGUCUAACAGUGUGCCGAAUACGCCGAUUGUCGGCAUGUUCGGCUUUUGUAAUAUCACAUUUGGUUACGGUAUUGUCGUUCUCGCCUCCACUGGUCAGGUUGCCUACAUGGAGCUCGACAUUCGUUUCGGCGAUCGAUUGGCACUUUUACCUAGUUCAGCUCGUGCUGCAAGCGGCUUUCGAACUGAACUAAAGGACACACAAUCACUACUUGACAAUGCCUUUGAAGUGGACAGUCUUGUCUCGUCAGUCAAGACUGGCACCAAAGCCUCGCGUCGGCAAAUUCCGGAUUAUAACAUGCCCCUGACUGUUAUUAACAGUGAUCAUCUUUCGGCCCUUCAAGACGUUUCGUCUCAUGUUCAUGCUCAAGCUCAGCGUAUACGGACUGCUUCCCAAGCGGUGGAGAACCGCCUUGAUCUUCAAGUCGAAGAACUUCAGCGUCAUGCCCGUUUGAUGGCAGAAUGUCGUCAGGAAGUUGCAAGUCUACAAAAAAGCGAGACCCUUGGCCGAAUAGAGUCACUGAUAAGAAGGCAAGAAGGCAUACAGAAGAGGGUAGAGAAGAUGCUGGGCGAUAUGGCCUUGGAGUACAAGCCGCAUGUAGGCGAUGGGGAGAGAAAAUGGUUCAAGGAAUUGCAAGAGAUGGAGAUGAAACUCAAUGGAGACUCAGGGGAAGCAAAGGAGGCUUUAACAGACAAAGUUCAAUCGCUUCGAAACCAGCUUGCCUCACUUUUACCCGUAGUCUCAAAGGCCCACCAAAAGGAAAGCGCGGCUGCGUCGACGUUGGCGCCUAAACAGAUCAAGCCGUUGAAAGCAGCUCUUGGGGCAAGAUCCGAAGAAUUGAAGAGGCUACUUAAUAAAGUGGAGGCAUUGGAUAUAAGAUUAGAUACAGCCCCUGUUGAAUAGAAGGGAUAUUGAUACUGUAUGACUUGUUGUAA
Molecule: messenger RNA, 2658 nt
Organism: Cryptococcus deneoformans JEC21
Lineage: Eukaryota; Fungi; Basidiomycota; Tremellomycetes; Tremellales; Cryptococcaceae
Product: expressed protein
Exons: 7
Coding region: 74-2626 (850 amino acids)
Biological process (GO): mRNA export from nucleus; ribosomal small subunit export from nucleus; ribosomal large subunit export from nucleus
Cellular component (GO): nuclear pore
Molecular function (GO): structural constituent of nuclear pore
Source: RefSeq, a predicted model, not a curated record